Daphnia pulicaria is the source of this 2837-nucleotide messenger RNA. RefSeq names its product mRNA cap guanine-N7 methyltransferase-like (gene Rnmt). NCBI's taxonomy places the organism in Eukaryota, Metazoa, Arthropoda, Branchiopoda, Diplostraca, Daphniidae. Gene Ontology annotation, molecular function: mRNA 5'-cap (guanine-N7-)-methyltransferase activity. Gene Ontology annotation, biological process: 7-methylguanosine mRNA capping. The transcript has 10 exons. Gene Ontology annotation, cellular component: nucleus. The record is from RefSeq and is a predicted model, not a curated record. The coding region runs from base 349 to 2781 and encodes 810 amino acids.
CAAGCUCCGCGUCCGCCAUAGCAGCCACGACUUCUCGUUUCCACGCUAUACUGUAGAACAAGUUUCCAUUUUUAUUGUAAACAGUGGAAGCAUACACAAAUUCAAAAAGUGUUAAACGUGCACUUUCGAUUUGUCAGACUCAGCUGUGGACCGAUUUAUACAGUGUUCCCAAUUCAUAAUCCACAUUGCUGGAAAGUAAGUCUGUAGAACAUUAAAAAAAAACAGCAAAAUUCCAAACAUCAAUGCAACAUACAUCACCAAACAGAAGAGUGGCCAUUUUCCCUGGAUGUUAAGGAAUUUGAAAGGAUAACCAGCAAGAGAAAGGCGUCAAGUCUUCCACCGACCAAAAUGGCCAACAAAAUGCAGAGAUAUGAAAAAGAAAUGAAACUGUUUGAGCCAGAAGCAAAUUUGGAAGUUCUCACACAUGUUCCCCUUCGACCUAAAUCUGGCUACCAGUAUAUUUAUAAAUGGGACAGUACAACACGUCGCAAAGAUUGGCGCGCAGACGGUUACCGGUGGCGCCAGAAUGCCACUGUCAAAUUCAGUCACGGAGAUGCCAAAUGUAAACGCUAUUACUUCAAGUUGAAAAUCGGUCCCGGGAACGACUACACCAACGAGUUUUCGAAACACGCCAUAGAAUGUUCGCUGUACGAGAAACAACUCCUGAUUUGGUACCAAGGUGACAACUCGGUCGUUGUUGACUUUUCCCACGGAAAUGCCAAGGAUACCGAAAAAGAAUUCCACCGGGCAGCCCCUUCCGUUUUAAGUGAAACGAGGAGUGCCAAAAAGAAAUUACCACUCCAAGUCUAUUCCGAAUUAGUGCUGACUGCCCCCGAACAAUCAGAUAGUCGGAUUAUCACGGACGCGCCGAGGAACAUCCAACAGAUCCGGAAUGCUCAGAAAUCUGCCAGACAUGACGAACGUUUAUCCCUGGAUGCUAUUUGCAACCUGAUUGAACUACGUUCCGAAACUCACUUUGUGAACGAUGUUCAUCUUGCUCCCAAACUGCUAGUCAUUUGCUUCAAAUCAAAUACAAUCGAUGAAUUCAAACAACUUUUCAAUCGAGAAGACUUAUUCGCCCCGUGCCUGUCGUACGAUACCAGCACCUUCCAGAUGGACCCAUACAACUUGUCUAUCUUGACGUAUCGUCAAACGGAGUUUGAAGAGCUUCCUGUGAUUCCAUUAAUGUUCAUGAUCCACGAAGAUAAGCUAGAAGCGGCGCAUAAUGUCUUUUUUAUGCGACUGGACGAACUCAUCCCGGAGCUGAAAACAACCGAAGCAGUGAUUACAACCACGCAAAAUGACGAGGCCACAGCCAAUGCCAUCAAGAAAUAUUGCCCGCAUAUUUCAAUGUUAAGAAACUGGCAACACGCGCUUCAGGACAUUAAGAAGAAUCUGGAGAUUUUGGAAAUCACCGAUGAGAAGGAGGUGAAGGAAUAUGAGAGCGAUUUCAUCCGGUUGCUGGAUCAGGAGUCGGCUGGUGAUUACAAGUCCAUACUAGCCCAAAUGUAUUUGAAAAAAUGGAAAAGGUUGCAUAUUCCCGAAGAUGGCAUUUCAGCACUGUCAAAUGAUCUAUUGAACUCAUUUGAGAAGUCGAAUCAAGAACACGAUGCAGUGAAAGACAGAAAGACAGAGAACACAGACAGCAAUGAAAAAGAACAUUGUGUAGGCUCAGUUGUUGCAAACCACUACAACCAACUAUUAGAGAGAGGAGUUGCUGAGCGGAAGGAAAGCAGAAUUUUCCACAUGAGGAAUCUUAACAAUUGGAUCAAAAGCAGAAUAAUAGGAAACAUUUUAGAUCGUAUCAGGAGAGAAAACGGCUCUCAUUGCAGAUUGAAUGUACUUGACUUGGGAUGUGGAAAAGGUGGUGACCUGUUGAAAUGGGAAAGAGGAAAUGUUCAUCACGUUGUCUGUGCCGACAUUGCCGAGACGUCCAUCGAGCAGUGUAAAGAUCGCUAUGCAACUUUGAAACAUAGAUCUCGUAGCAACGUAUUUUCAGCUGAAUUCAUUGCUGCUGACUGUUCCAAAGAGAACAUUAUGGAACGCAUGGCAAAUCGUGAAUUGAAACUAGACCUUGUCAGCUGUCAGUUUGCAUUUCAUUAUUCGUUUGAAUCAUUACCCCAAGCUGAACAAAUGUUGGCAAAUGUAUCGUCUAACCUUCAACCUGGAGGCUAUUUCAUUGGAACUACAACAGAUGCUGAAGACAUCAUGCGACGACUUGGUCGGAAGGAAUAUCCCGAAAACAGAAAAUUUGGAAAUUCUAUUUUCAGUGUGGAAUUUCCAAUAGAGACACCUUUAGAUCCCCCUCCUCUGUUUGGCGCUAAAUACAACUUCCACUUAGAAGAGGUCGUUGAUUGCCCCGAGUUUCUUGUACAUUUUCCAACAUUUCAAAAGUUAGCUUCCAAAUACGGCCUAACCCUUGUACAAAAAACAAGAUUCGAGGAAUUUGUUAUUCAGGAAUUGGAUCAAGGAAAGGAUCUUCUUAUGAGGAUGAAAGCAUUGGAGGCUUAUCCUCCGUAUGGCAAUCAAAGGCCCGUUAGUCAAGAAUCAGUUGAUUACGAACACGUUCAGGAAUAUCUAGAUUCGUCCUCUAAUGCAGAUGGAUUCCGUCCAAAAGUCGGAACGCUCUCCAAGGCUGAAUGGGAGGCUGUUUCGCUUUACCUGGUUUACAUUUUCCGAAAAGAGGAUCUAACUACUAAAGACAGAAAAAGAAGACUUUCCACGUCGUCCAAUGAAGAAGCGAAUUCGAGGGAUAAGGGGAAAAGGCAUGUAUCAAACUGAAACAUCACACAACAUAAUGCAUCUCAAAAUUCUCAAUAAAAUCAUUUUCCGCGUUA